Symsagittifera roscoffensis is the source of this 1995-nucleotide messenger RNA. RefSeq lists its product as uncharacterized. Gene Ontology annotation, molecular function: FAD binding; oxidoreductase activity. The record is from RefSeq and is a predicted model, not a curated record. Lineage: Eukaryota; Metazoa; Xenacoelomorpha; Acoela; Convolutidae. The transcript has 4 exons. The coding region runs from base 454 to 1845 and encodes 463 amino acids.
UCAAACCACAAAUGCUCGUAUGUAUAAUCAAAUUUGAAGCCAAUUAUAUUUUCGUCUCAAUGAUAACACUUACUUUUACACAGCUCUAAAGUAGGCCGCUCAACAACGUUACGACGGUUCAACUUUUUUAACAGGCCAGAGAAGUAUUCGUCAAUGAGAACAAAUUCCUUGUUUGAAUAAAAUAUAUUUCGGCUCCAUUAGCCCAAACCCGAUAUGGACAACUUAGUUAACUAUUUUAUAUCAUUACUUCUGAUAAAACUCUGCCUCACUUUGUCACAAACUUCAGGCAAUUCGGAUGGCCAAAGUGACUACUCGAAGGAAGACAGUUCUAUUUGCAUGUUCGAUGUGAAUCAAUGCCAGGUGCCUGGAAAGUACAGACAACUGAUGGAGUGACUGGACUCUGUGCAAAUCAGUGUGUACUAUUUGAAGCAGGAGAACAGCUGUGCCAGCUGCAUGCUCACACCUGGGCUCCUAUUCCCCACGUCAUCGCAGCAAACAUCCAAGAUCGUCAUGUGUUUAACCGGUACGCCCGACCAAGUUUCCUUCCGAGUUCGGUCAGGAGCCCAUAGUUUCAGUGGGACUUCAUUUGUGGAAGACGGUUUCAUAGUAGACAUGAAGAGAUUCAAUCUCAUCUCAGUUGACGAAGAGAGAAAAGAGGCGGUGAUUGGGGUCGGAAACCGAGUAGGCGAAGUGUAUCAGGCCCUGGAGCAGUUUGAGUUACUCAUGGUUGGAGGUGACUGUCCUGAUGUGGGAAUCGGCGGUCUUCUGUCAACUGGGGGGACCGGCUACACCACCCGCAAAUAUGGUAUCGCCAUAAACAAUGUCAUCAACUACGAAAUCGUCCUAGCUUCCGGAGGAAUUGUCAACGCAUCUUUCACAGAAAACCGAGAUCUGUUCGACGUUCUGCGAGGAAGCGGUGCCUCGUCAUUUGGGAUCGUAACAUGCGUAACUGCAAGCCUCGCGCCGCUUGAAGCCAAAUAUGCACUGGUUGAAAUUAAAGUACAACCCAGUUCAAUGGGCGAGUGGCUUCAAUACUUCUUUUCCAUUGCAAGUUCCCUGGACGAAAAUGUUAUGUUUUUAUACUCAUACUUGAUGCCAGAUUACAUAAUGAUCCACGGAGCAAUCGCAGGAAACUCUUUCUUGAACAAAACUAAGCAAGCAGAAAUAGUCGACAGCAUAAUUGACGGAGCAGAAAAGAAGUCGGUUACUAUUAUUGAAAACAAAGUUAUCGAGGUUUCAUACUCUGAUUUGUACUUGCACACUUAUGGUGCAGAUGCGCUUAUAAAAGCGACAACUCCCAAAUCGACAUGGAAGAGAGACUUCAGAGCCGAUGAAAACGAUGGCCAUGUUGGUAUAAUGAGUGGGUUCGUGUGUUCUCAGGACGUUCCUUUAGGGGUGUUCGAACAACUAGAAGAGCAUUACUACAACCCGGACACAAAUCACAUUUUACAGAGUUACCAUCUAGGAACAAACGUCGAGCUAUUCGGGGGUGAACAAUUUCCCGAUGAUUCUUACGGAAUCUUCAUGGGCAAAGGAUGUCAAGGUAUUGUCACAACGUACCCUUCAAAAACAGAUGACCAGGAAACAAACGAUGAAAUCAAAGAGUUUCAACAAGGAUUUUGGGAUAUUUUGCGACCAUAUACAAACUAUUCAUAUCGAGGUUAUGAAGAUCUAUCUGAAGGGCGAUCUGAUAAUGGCGGCCAGGUAGAAUUGAUGGAGUUUCAUUACGGAGAACAGAAAUAUCAAGCGAUGGAGGUCAAGACCAAAUAUGACCCGCAGAAUUUUUUCAAAAAUCAAAUUUCAAUUCCAACUUUAGAUUGCUACGAACAAAAUGUUUGUCUGUGAGUGUCUGUCAGUGAAAAAGGUUAGCACUGUUCUUAUGAUGUAACUUAUACUUACUCCGAAGUAAUGCUCACAUGUUUUUGUAAAACAGUGUAAAACGUGAUUUGUCUACUCAAUUGUGAAACUCUAAAUAAAUGUGAUAAUAUAAUUCAA